Molecule: messenger RNA, 1658 nt
Organism: Pyricularia oryzae 70-15
Lineage: Eukaryota; Fungi; Ascomycota; Sordariomycetes; Magnaporthales; Pyriculariaceae
Product: PQ loop repeat protein
Exons: 3
Coding region: 356-1270 (304 amino acids)
Biological process (GO): retrograde transport, endosome to Golgi; phospholipid translocation
Cellular component (GO): endosome; trans-Golgi network
Source: RefSeq, a predicted model, not a curated record
UUCAGAUUGGUAUUAUUUUUUUUGUGGUUUGUCCUGCACGUAGACAGAGAUUUCCUCAGAAUCCCUAACUUUCCUUUAAAAAUUCUUUUUCUUCCAGCAUUUUCUAUUUACUUUAUAAUGCAUUUGGUGUCUUACUAGACAACCUUUUUAGGCAACUUACUCGGCGACCAGUCCACUUUUUGAUUCACCACGUUCCUUCCCUGCGUGUACCGGACAGUUUGGCACUGGGUGACCACCAAAAUAUUUCCCUGUGCACUUUUCGCCUAACACAGCAGCAAAGCUCAAUUCCGGGAGCAGCCCAGCACUUCGAUCCAAAACCAUCGUGACGCGCCCAGGCGCUCCCCCUCCCGCCGACAUGUCGUGGCUCACGGCCUUUACGGGCUUUGCCGCACCGCUAUUCCUCGUCCUGUCGCCCAUUCUGUCUUACAGCGACCAGGCCCUCGCGAUGCACCGCCAAAAGAGCAGCGCUGGAUUCAGUCUGGACAUACCCCUGAUCAUGAUCGUGGCGUCGUUGUUGAGGAUAUUCUACUACCCCGGUGCGCAGUUCGAUAAAGCGCUCUUGGUCCAGGCCUUCGUCAUGAUAGCUGUGCAGGCUGUCCUGCUCAAGAUCGCACUUGACAACAGGCCAGGGCCGGCACACAAAGGCGGCGAGGCGGCGCUUCCCUUCACUGGCGCUCAGGAUGGGUUCCGCGGCCAGCCAAGACCGUACAACUUUUGGCAGUGGAGGUCACACAAGCCUUACUGGCAGUUCAUACUCUACUUCUUCAUCGGCCUCACGAUCCUUGAGCUCAUCAUUGCGCCAAUCCGAUUCCUCUACGCUAUAUACUCCCCUACGAUCGGCUACAUAGGCCUCGCGGUGGAGGCGACGCUCCCACUCCCGCAGAUGGCUGCCAACGCGCGGUCCCGGUCCUGCAAGGGCUUCCGGCCGUCGGUGGUCAUCAGCUGGAUUAUGGGAGACGCCAUGAAGAUGUACUGGUUCUUCACCUCGGAGACCGAGAUCCCGACUGCCUUCAAGGUCUGCGGAAUGUUCCAGGCCGCCUGCGACCUGUUCCUGGGCGCGCAGUACCUAAUGUACGGCGAUGGCGAGUCGCGCGUGGCGGGCGUGGAGAUGCCGCGCGGCCUCGGAAUUGCCAAUGGGGCCGUCCCGAUGCAGCAAAUGGGUGCACACAGCCCGAGCUUCACGGCCUCCACGGGCCGGAUUGGUGGGGGUUUUGACGGGCCGGCCGGACGUAGAACUCCAAGCCUUUCUUCAAACAAGGACUUUGAUUGAUGCGUCGAGUGAGGGUUAAUUAGAAGUGUGGGGAUGAAAAGACCAAGAAUUUGAAGCACGUCGGAUUUUGCAGAUGGAUGGAUAGGCUUUUGGGUGCUGUACUGGACAAGGGGGUGCAGACAGGGUAUAUAAUCAGGGAGGGCUACGAAGUACCGCAGCCUAGGGCCGUGCACCGUGUUCAGUUGUGUGAAGGAGAUACCUCCAGUCUUGUGCGGCCACCCAAUAAUUCCGGCGCUGCAGGAAAAUCAUUGCAUCGAUAAAGCUUUAGAGUAAAUCAUAGAGCUUCUAGAAAUAUAUGAAACAGAAUUGAUUGUUAUCCCGAGGGGCUGGCAGCAUUCGCGGAGUUCUUGGCGACUGGGCUUAAUGUAUUGUAAUCACUAACACGAAC